GGGAAAUUUGCGUGUCAUCCCAGUCUUGUUGUGUCAUGUUGCUGUCGUUCACCGCGCUGGAAUCGGGACGCAAAAUCGAAACCGAAUUAGGGUUUCUGUGACAAACACGAUCGACGGAAUUGAUCGGACUGGAAAGAGAGAAGAUGUGGCAUGAGGCGAGAAGGUCGGAGAGGAAGGUCCAUGACAUGAUGGACGCAGCUCGAAAGAGAGCUCAGAGGCGAGCUGUUUAUUUGGCAAAGAGGCGAGGUGAUCCUCAGCAAUCAAUCCAGGCCAUUGGCUCUCGUUGCCGAACCUAUCGAGACGACGGCCUCUACCAAGCCAUCCAGGAUCAACAGGGCCUGAUUCCAUGGAAUGGGAAGCAGGAUAUUUUGAUUGACAGAUUUGAUGGUCGUGCCCUCCUUGAUUUCAUUCGGGAUACCGGGUCCAGGCGCGUGCAGGGAAAGUCAGAAGAAGAAGAAGAAUUAGAAGAGUUUGUUAAUUUUGAGCGUUAUCGGGAUUUAAUAAAGCAUCGGCAUAGAGGAUUUACCGAUGAGGAGGCUUUGCUACAUGUAAAUCAAGAGAUGGAGGCCAAAGCAGCAGCUCCAUUUGCAUCAGAUAGGUCUCACCUGUCACAGCCUCCUGCAAGUAAAGGCUCUUACUCGCAGGUGGGAUUUUCUUAUGAUGGGAAUGGAAAAGAAGAAUCCCAGAUUUCAGAUGAUGAUGAUAAUGAUGAAGAUGAGGAUGAGGAUGAUGAAGAGGAUUUUAACAGCGAUGACAGCAAUGAUGAAGGAAUGGAAAUGAUAGCAAAAGAGUAUGGGGUUAAGAGGUAUGGGUGGCUUGUUUACAUGGAUAAGAAAGCUAAGGAGGAAGAAAAAAGGCAAAAAGAGGUGAUCAAAGGUGAUCCUGCAAUUAGGAAAUUGAGUCGUAAGGAAAGGAGGAAGGCUUCUCAGAUUGAAAGGGAAAGAGAGAGAGAAGCUGCUCGGAUAUCUGGAACUCGUGUGCUGCAUCAUGAUCCCUACCGGGAACCAAGACGAAGUCCUACUUAUGAAGCUUAUUCUCGGUCUAGAAGGUCAAGAUCCAGAUCACGGUCCUACUCUCCAUCACACUCAAGGCGCUAUUCUCGUGGUGGGAAUGCAGAUGAUGUCCACCGAAGCAAACCACGGACUCCUAAAAUAGAAUAUAUCACUGAAUUUGGGGGCUCUGGAGAAGCAGAUGAACCCAAGCUUGAGAGAUUUUCUCCACCACCAUCUCCAUCUCUAGCUGAUAAGUUAAACCGGCCAUCAUCUGGUCGAAUACUUGAGGCUUUGCAUGUGGAUCCUGCUUCUGGUGUAUCUGUUGAUAAGGACAUGGGCAGCAAAGCGUCGAAGCCAUCUGUCAACACAUCCUCUGCAUUGGCAAAGUUAAGUAAGGCGAGUGCAUCUGGAGGACUCAUGAAGCAGCAGCAAGGGGAGAAGAAAGAAACUCCUCAAGAGAGACUUAAAAGGAUCAUGAACAGGCAACUAAACAAGCAAAUUAAAAAAGAUACUGCUGCAGAACUAGCUAAGAAGAGGGAACAAGAGCGGCAGAGAUUGGAAAAACUUGCUGAAACGAGCCGGCUUAGUCGGCAUAGACGCCGUAGCCGCAGUAGGAGCUACAGCCAUUCCCCCCCAAGAAGAUACAGGCGUAGCAGAAGUCCUAGUAGAAGCAGGAGUUCUAGAAGAUACUACUCUAGGUCUCGUUCUCGCUCCAGGUCUAGGUCUCGCUCUCGUUCUCGCCCGCGCUCAAGGUCUCGAUCGCCUUCCAGCUCUCCCAGGUUUAGGAACCGUUCUAGGCGCUGAUUGAAGAUUGGGUGAUCAUACAGCAGAGGAGAGGUUUAUCAGUGUAAUUAGUCUAUAUGUUUGAUUUGAUUUCUCCCAAGGGUUGGAGAGAGACGCUAAUCAUGUCCUGUUGAUUGAGUGCGGUGUAGCUAGUGAGUGUAUUGCUUAUUAUUAGGUAAUUUUGUUAUACAUGACAGGAUGGAUCAGUUUUAAAGGGAAUUACUUGCUUAGUAAUGCAUCAGAAAUUGAGUUGCGUGAUAA
This is a messenger RNA of Neltuma alba, 2036 nucleotides long. RefSeq names its product CLK4-associating serine/arginine rich protein. Lineage: Eukaryota; Viridiplantae; Streptophyta; Magnoliopsida; Fabales; Fabaceae. The coding region runs from base 144 to 1796 and encodes 550 amino acids. The transcript has 13 exons. The record is from RefSeq and is a predicted model, not a curated record.